ACGUCACUCGUGUUGAAGUCCUCUUCGCAGCCAGGAAAGCACUUGGCACAAGUUUUGGUACUCAGCUUAGUGAGCCUUCUACCUGGCCAAGGUCUUGUCCGCGGUCCCUAGCCCACAAAAAACAACGCCGGUAACCGGCGAGGUCGUAACUGUUACUGAUCGAUGAUGGCCUCGCAGAAAGGGAUAUUUGCUGGCGUUUUACUAUGUCUCGUCGUGUCCAUGACUCUAGCUUUACAGGUGUCCAUCCCUGAGCCGUCCUAUGAGUUCGCCAGGGGAGACAACAUCACUAUACCAUGCAGCUUCAAACCCAAGAACCCAAUCAACAAUCUGGUCAUCAUAUCCUGGUUGACUGAAGCAGACAAACCCGGAGAGCCAGAGGAGUCCAUCCUUACCUUCUACUCUACUGAUGAACUGGACAUCAGUGACAGGUAUGAAGGAAGAGUUUCCCUGGAGCAGGACAUGGCUAAAGGAGUAGCCAACCUGAAGCUCUCCUCCAUCGGUCUCCAGGACAACCGACUAUUCGAGUGUCGGGUCUCCAUCCCCAAGGAUGACACGGGUCAGCUGGCUGACACCACCCGUCUGGUGGUCCUGGUGGCUCCCUCUGUACCUAUCUGUAAGAUCGAUGGGAGGGCAGAGUACUUCCAGAACAUCAGUCUCACCUGUCUGUCUGAAGAGGGCUCUCCUCUUCCUACCUACAAGUGGCAGGGCUACGACGUCAAAAACAUGCCCAGAGCACCUGCACCCAGGACAACGGACAAGGAUGGUGUCCUGUCUCUCUUCAACCUCACCAUGGAAUCCUCAGGAUACUACGUCUGUACCUCCACUAAUAAGAUCCGCAGUGCCAAAUGCAACCUGACGCUGUCCGUCAUGCCACCGUCUAUGACCUUGGGUUCAACAGCAGGUAUCAUUGGAGGCGUUGUGGUUGGUGUUCUGGUGCUGCUCAUCAUCCUCAUCUACUGCUGCUGCUGCAGAAAGAAGAAGGACAAAGCAGAGGAGUACGCUAUGGGGGUUCCAGAGGGGGAGGAGUUCCACGACGACAAACCCGUGGUGAACGGCGAGGUUCGCCAGACACGCAGCGAGGAAGGUGACGAUGAAGACCACCCACCAAAGAUUGUGGACCGCCGCGACCAGUACAAGGAACGCAGUGAGAAGGAGUACGAUGACCACCCACCCAAGAUCGUGGACCGUCGCGACCAGUACAAGGAACGCAGUGAGAAGGAGUACGAUGACCGCCGCAGCGACUACGAUGACCGCCGCAGCGACUACGAUGACCGCCGCAGCGACUACGGUGACCGCCGCAGCGACUACGGUGACCGCCGCAGCGACUACGGUGACCGCCGCAGCGACUCCGGUGACCGCCGCGAGCGCUAUGAUGACCGCAGGAACCAGGACGACCGCUACUCUGACCGGUACGAUCGUGAUCGUGUUUACGAUGAACGCAGCGACGGCGGACGGUACAGUGAUCGUUAUGAUGAGCCCUACGAUGAUCGUGACAGACCUCCCGGUGUACCGGCCAAUAAACCUGCUAAGCCUUCUAACAAAUAGAAUAGAUUAGAACCACUUAAUGUUUCCCGCAACUUGUUUUUGGAGUGGUUUAAAAUAUAAAUAAAUAUUAUAAACAUAGUAGCUGCUGUAGGUCAGGCUUCACAAAGGGCCUAGCUACUAGGCUGAACUUGGUUCCACAAAUAACAUGACGACAGUAACAAAGUAAAAGCCUAUAGAUCAGGGAUCAUCAAACAGAUUCAGUCGCCGGAUGGUGUUUCUCCUUCAGCAUAAGUUCAGGGGCCCGGAAACAUAAUUAUAAAUCAUUUGUAGACGGCAAAUUGACUGCAAGAAGCCGAAACGGAUGUAAUAUUUGACAAAUAUAUAAUCAUUUAGAACCUUGCUUACAUUUUGUAUACCAUCACAUAUAUAUCGCUCUUAUGUGAGGGAAUACUUGAACAGAUUUCCAAAAUUAAAAUCACUUGGAGCUGAUUUCCUGGUGUUUGUACAGUCUUAUGUUCAACAACAGCAAUUCUACAAAAAAAUAUAUAUAUAUAAUAUUUUUUUUGGUUCAUAAAUCUUGGGGGGCCAAAUAAAAGGGUCUGUCAGUUGGGGAACCCUGCUAGAGACCAUGCCGACUAGAGGAGUAGCGGCAUUGUAUCACUGUUAUCUAUGUAAAGGCCUUCUAUGUGGAGUACAGCCUAUGAUUGAAGGAAGGGCGGCCUCAAUUCAGUUCAGUAGUCAGGAAGCGAAUUGGAAUGCUGAUUCAAGAUUUGAAAAGUGCUAUCUAGUAUUUUCAAUUAGGAUUUUUCAAAAAAAAAAUAUUCUUGAAUCUGAAUUUAAAUUAGCUUUCUGUUACAAGCUGCCAUUGCCUGAAUAAGACUGUGUAUGAAUUCUCAGUGCCGCUUAUUGGAUAAUGCAUUUUUCCUCCUGCCUUGUCUACUGUUGGUGUGACAGAAGAGCUUUUCACGUCCGUCUCAGGUCUUGGCUGUUCGAGAACCACACGCUUUUUGGUGACGGUUAAUUAGUUUUUAUCAACUGUAGAUUGCUAAUACCCUCUAUGAAACGCUGGGGUUACAUUUAAUAUCGACGCUAAUGCCCUCUCAUAAAUGAAUAAAGUUAACCUUUUUAAUAGUUGUUUUCAUUACUUAGAAGUACUGUGUUUUGUACAUCUAUUUAGCGUCAUGAUGCUUGUUAAUACAGUGUUUCAGCUGUGAGCAGUGUAGUGCCAGGUGUCUCAGGUGAGUCUUCAUUAACAUAUUCAAACCAUGACUUGUUUUUGGAGUGAGUGAGUCAAUCAGGCCUUUUGAAAGAGAACCUAGAGCCCCAUUUUUAAGAACAGAGAAACUAGUUUCCCUCUGUGGCAUGUGCCUGUCGUUUCACUUCCUCAUUAUAGCCUGAGGCCAGACAACAGACUCACUAAACUAGAAGUGGUUUUAUUGGGUUCAGACCUAUUAAAUGGGUCUGUCUGAGUGAGGAGUUUUUAUCUAAGGAAGAGAAGAUAAUCUUGCCUUUAAUCUUUGCCAAAAAUGUCUAACCUUUGUUUUGUUUUUAUUCAUUUGAAAUGUACAGGGACAAUUUAACUAGUUAAAACAUCAAAUGUUUGAAGUUUUGGUUAGAUGUGAUGGUACAAUUAUAAACUGUAAAUAAAAUGUAUCAUGUUUCUAAUCUGUGUACAAAUGUUUUCAUUGGGAUUACAGUGAAUUUACAUUAAAGCCAAAUGUAUCUAUUAAGCGGCCACAAUGUGUGUGGUUUCAGUGCAG
This is a messenger RNA of Salvelinus fontinalis (brook trout), 3245 nucleotides long. It is a transcript of the gene gpa33a, whose product is annotated as glycoprotein A33 (transmembrane), paralog a. The record is from RefSeq and is a predicted model, not a curated record. Gene Ontology annotation, cellular component: plasma membrane. The transcript has 7 exons. NCBI's taxonomy places the organism in Eukaryota, Metazoa, Chordata, Actinopteri, Salmoniformes, Salmonidae. The coding region runs from base 163 to 1545 and encodes 460 amino acids.